AUGGAAAAGCUGUUUGACUGUCUCAGCGUGGGACAGUGUGAUGACCCCAAGGACCGUCCUGCAUCUUCCUUCCUGCCCCCAACCCCUGGCCUUGCACAGGACCCUGAGCACAGGGUGAUGGGACCCCACCCAUCUGUCUUGGCCGUUCUCUGCAUCCUCACACCCCUCUACUCACACAGUCAUCCAGCUCUGUCUCCUCCAGUGGCCCCCACGGAUGCUCACCUGAUGCUGUGCCAGCCACUCACCAGAUGUGGGGACAAGUUCUAUGACCCUCUGCGGUACUGUUGCUAUGACGACGCUGUGGUGCCCUUGGGUACAACCCGAAGGUGUGGCAACUGCACCUUCAGAGUCUGCUUCGAGCAGUGCUGCCCCUGGUCACUCAAACCCCAGGAGUCCUUCCUGGUGAAGAUGAGAGGCCAGAAGUGCUCUGAGGCUCGAACCUUGGACGACAGAGUGUGUAGCAGGGUCACCCCAGCUAGAAGGCAGUGGCAUGAUCAU
This is a messenger RNA of Lemur catta (Ring-tailed lemur), 498 nucleotides long. RefSeq names its product insulin growth factor-like family member 1. The annotation marks the transcript as partial. Gene Ontology annotation, molecular function: signaling receptor binding. Lineage: Eukaryota; Metazoa; Chordata; Mammalia; Primates; Lemuridae. The transcript has 5 exons. The record is from RefSeq and is a predicted model, not a curated record.